AUGAGUUCUAAUCUGCCCUCCCCUGAAAGUGCUGAAGGACCCACACGGGAACGGGCAGACAACGUCUGUCUCUCCUGUCGCCGUAAGAAGAAGAAGUGUGACAAGGCGCUACCGAAAUGUCUACAUUGCCAGCGGUUACGUAUACAAUGUGUAUACGAAGAUGCCGCCGAUAGCGUGCCGGUAAUAGAAGAGUUCCGCCAGCUUAGGAAGAGACUCAAGCUAUUCGAGGAGAUGCUCGUCCCUGGCGCUUCCAGAGUGCCCAGGUCAACCCCCUCAGCCGCAGAUCCGGACCCUCCCGAGGUAGAAAGUCAAUUGGGACCAAUUGAGUAUGAAGCCGAUUUCAUCUCACGCCUAGACGCGCUUGCCUCCAAAUUGAAUGUUGGUGAAGAGGUCUAUCAGCUUCUCCAGUCACAUCCAGGGGAGAUAUACAGAGCAUUAAGCCUUUACUUUGACAAUGUCCACAAAUGGAUACCCAUCAUGUCGCAAAAGCUGUUUUAUAGCAAGAUGACAGACUUUAGCAAAACGAAACGCCCAGAUUUUGCCAUUCUAUUGCUCAGCAUCCUCUUGUCGAUCCACUGCCCUGCAACUGGCACGGCACCAGAACCAUUGUACAAGGCAACACGGUCCAUAUUUUGGAGUGUAAACGCAACCAUAGAUGCAUCUUUGGAAAUGAUACAAGCCGGAUUGCUCUUGUCUUGCUAUGAGUACGGGUUCGGCAUGUAUAAAGAAUGCUACAAAACCAUUGGCACAUGCGCACGAAUGGGUCAUUGGAUGGACCUGCAAGAUGAGAAGCCGCCGUCGGACCAUCUUCGAUAUAGCGAUGAAUGGAUCAGAGUAGCCGAGCGAUGCAACGUUUGGUGGGCGUCAACCAUGUUGCACGAUGCCACGUUCUCCAAGCCGUUUGCAAUCCACCAGGCUUCAAUGUCGCAGCACCUUCCCUUUGAAGCCUUUGAUCUUGAUCCUUCAUACUCUCGCCUUGGUGACGCCGUUCUUACCCAGGAUGAAGAGCCCGGUGUAUUUGGCUAUCAGGCAAAAGCGUGGUGUUUGUUUGACAGGACGGUGUCUUUUCGCCAUAGUAUAGCGACCGCUCAUGCACCAGAGCAUCUAGGAGAUGAGAAAUAUCAGUUGGAUAUUGAACUUCAGCAACUUAUGAGAAUACUUGUUGAGCGGUCCGGCGGUGCCAUGUGUGGAUAUUGUGAGCCAUCCGCCAUAACGCUCGUUCGACACCCACCCCUCACAGCGGACGAUCUAUGCAAAGGCGAUAUUAAAGGUUUCCCACCAUCAUGUCGCGUCGCCUCCGCAUUAGUAGUCAAGACAAUUGUCCGCAUGGUUGUCGAUGUGGCGGACACGAUUAAUAACCAUUACCGUAAGAUUAAUAUAAUAUCGUUUCCGCCGACGUAUUGCCACGUCAUUUAUCGAGCUACCUUAGAGCUGAUUUCUUUCCGCGACGACAUGGACGAGGCGGAGUGGACGGCGGCGCUUGAAACACUCCGGGAGGCUACUUGGAAUUAUGGCAGGAGAUGGCAAGCUGCAGCAAAACACCUUCAGGCCGUGGAUAAUGUGCUUUCGGAUCUCAUGUCUGAUUCGCCAUCCACGUUUAACUACUUUCAACCAAUUCAAAACGAUCCUUGUUUGGUCGCAUUACUGUCUAAAUAA
Trichoderma breve is the source of this 1656-nucleotide messenger RNA. RefSeq names its product fungal specific transcription factor domain-containing protein. The record is from RefSeq and is a predicted model, not a curated record. Bases 1 to 1656 code for a protein of 551 amino acids. Gene Ontology annotation, molecular function: zinc ion binding; DNA binding; DNA-binding transcription factor activity, RNA polymerase II-specific. Lineage: Eukaryota; Fungi; Ascomycota; Sordariomycetes; Hypocreales; Hypocreaceae. The transcript is spliced from 5 exons. Gene Ontology annotation, biological process: regulation of DNA-templated transcription; DNA-templated transcription. Gene Ontology annotation, cellular component: nucleus.